AUGCUAAACCUGUACCCGCCUGCAAAUCACGCCGUGUACAAUGGCGCCACGCUCAACUUUGCGCCUGAGAUCGACCAAGCUUGCCAGGCCAUUCACGAUGCUUGCAAGGGCCUGGGUACGGACGAGGAGGGGCUUGUAGCUGCACUGGGCACCAAGUCCGCUGACAAGCGUUAUCUGAUGUCGGUGCGCUACAGAGAACUAUUCGGGCGGCUUAUUCUCGACAAGGUCCAACCAAGGUUCUGGGUACCAAGGGAACAGCUCAUCUACCCUAUCGUCAUGGGCCGCACAAAUGUGGAAAUCGGUAUCCUUAAGAAGACGUACUACGACAUGUACGGCAAGGACCUGGGCUCCGUCAUGGAUAGCGAGCUGAGUGGUGACGUCAAGAAGGCCGUUUUGGCGUCGCUUCAAGCGCCUUUGGAGCAGUUUAACCCGGCCUUCCAUAGCCCACAGAAGGCGGAGGAAGAUGCCGAGGCUUUGCAUAGGGCUGGUGAGGGCCGUAUGGGUACAAGGGAGCACGAGUUUAUCAACAUCUUAGUUGCCAGUCCUCCCCAGCAUUUGCGAGCCGUCAACGCCGCCUACGAAAAAAAGCACAAGCACGGCAUCGUUCACGCUGUGAAGAAAGAAUUCGGUGGUGACGCUGAGGAUACGCUGCUAUUCCUGGUGCGCAUGGUAUUAGAGCCACUUGUGCUACUGUCGGAGCUAUUCGAAAGUACGAUGAAGGGCUUCGGCACGGACGAGAAGGCACUCAGCGCGGCGCUCGUGCGCUACCACCUUGUGCUACGUGACAUCCGACCCGUGUACAAGAAAACGUACGGAAAGGAUCUUCGUGACCGCAUUCAGGGCGAAGUUAGCGGAGACUAUGGAAAACUCGUGCUGGCCGUGUAUGACUCACCAACGAACUAUGACGAGGCGUAA
This is a messenger RNA of Phytophthora infestans T30-4, 915 nucleotides long. RefSeq names its product Annexin (Annexin) Family. The record is from RefSeq and is a predicted model, not a curated record. Bases 1 to 915 code for a protein of 304 amino acids. Gene Ontology annotation, cellular component: cytoplasm. The transcript is spliced from 2 exons. Lineage: Eukaryota; Oomycota; Peronosporomycetes; Peronosporales; Peronosporaceae. Gene Ontology annotation, molecular function: calcium-dependent phospholipid binding; calcium ion binding.